AUGGAAGUUGUGGGAGAAGUAGAUGGGUUGAAGGUCUAUUCAGAUGGCUCUCUGCAGUGUCAUGAAAGUCCCACACUGCCUGCAUCUUCACAUUUCACUGACGGCGUUGCUUCCAAGGACGUCGUUAUAAAUCCGGAAACCGGCGUCUGGGCUCGCAUAUUCAGGCCGGAAACCCCUGCUCAAAACUUGCCUUUACUGAUCUAUUUUCAUGGAGGAGCGUUCUUAUGCGGUUCCACAAAGGACGAAAAAACUGUCAAUUUUCUUUGCAUGUUGUGCAAGAACGCCAGCGUAAUGAUUGUGUCGGUGGAUUACAGGCUGGCGCCGGAGUACCGGCUCCCAGCGGCGUACGAUGACUGUACGGAGGCAGUGAAAUGGACCGCGAAGUCGCCGGAUGAGUGGCUGUCGCCUGCCGUCGUGGAUUUGAAGCGGUGUUUUUUGGGCGGAGUGAGCGCCGGAGCAAAUAUCGUUCACAACGUCGGACUGCGGGUUGCUGGCGUGGACAUGAGUCCGUUGGUGGUGAAGGGAAUGAUCUGUAUUCACCCCUUCUUUGGGGGUGAGAAAAAGCUCUCCAAUGAGAGGAUAAUGUUUUUUAAAGCGUGCAAAGCCAUCUGGAGUAAGGUUCUCCCACUGGAUAACACUAAAGGAAUGGAUCAUCCAUUCUGUAAUCCGACGGUUUCGACCCUGAAGCCUGAAUUGAAAUUACCGCCGGUUUUGGUAGCCCUUGCAGGAAAGGAUGAACUCCAAUGGAGAGGGGAGAUGUUUUAUAACUAUCUCAAGAAAAGCGGGAAGGAGGUGGAAUGGACGAUGAAGGAAAAUGCAACCCAUGUUGAUUACAUUUGUCAUAUACCCGCUAUUACCGAUUUCAUUAAACGCCAUUCAUUCACUUGUCAUGAUGUUAAAUUAUCCAUAGUAUGGUAG
Cryptomeria japonica (Japanese cedar) is the source of this 918-nucleotide messenger RNA. Its product is annotated as probable carboxylesterase 17. Gene Ontology annotation, molecular function: hydrolase activity. Lineage: Eukaryota; Viridiplantae; Streptophyta; Pinopsida; Cupressales; Cupressaceae. The record is from RefSeq and is a predicted model, not a curated record. The transcript has a single exon. The coding region runs from base 1 to 918 and encodes 305 amino acids.